This is a messenger RNA of Oncorhynchus nerka (sockeye salmon), 948 nucleotides long. Its product is annotated as nidogen-1-like. Lineage: Eukaryota; Metazoa; Chordata; Actinopteri; Salmoniformes; Salmonidae. The transcript has 8 exons. The record is from RefSeq and is a predicted model, not a curated record. Bases 91 to 948 code for a protein of 285 amino acids.
AGGCCAGAUGUUUACCCUCUACCCCCCGGCACACACCUGCUCUUUGCUCAGAGUGGACGCAUCGAGUUUGUCCCGUUGGAGGGAUACAACAUGAAGAAGACAGAGGCAAAGACUGUCCUGCAUCUACCGGAGAAGGUGAUCAUCGGGGUGGCCUAUGACUGUGUGGAGAAGAUGGUGUACUGGACAGACAUCACAUCCCCCUCUAUCAGCAAGGCCAACCUGCAGGGAGGAGGAGCCAUCCCUGUCAUCAGAUCAGAUCUGGAGAGUCCAGAAGGGAUCGCUAUAGACCAUCUGGGUCGUACCCUGUUCUGGACAGAUUCUAUGAAGGACCGCAUCGAGGUGGCCUCUCUGGAUGGGACCAAGCGACGUGUCCUCAUCGACACAAACUUGGUCAACCCCCGAGCCAUCAUCGUUGACCCUGUCAAUGGCAACAUGUACUGGGCAGACUGGAACCGUGAUGCUCCUAAAAUCGAGACUUCUGCCAUGGAUGGGACCAACAGGAGAGUUCUGGUGAAGGAUGACCUGGGGCUACCUAACGGACUCACCUACGACCCGCAGAGCUCUCAGCUGUGCUGGGCCGAUGCAGGAACCCACAUGAUGAAGUCAAUAAACCCUGCCCAGGGAACCCACAUGAUCGAGUGUAUGAACCCAGUGCAGGGAGACAGGAGGAAGGCCAUGGGGGCGAUCCAGUACCCAUUUGGAAUCACCUCCCAUGGGAAGAACAUCUACUACACUGACUGGAGGAGGGAUGCAGUGAUCAUGGUGGAUCGUCAAGCUGGGACUGAAACGGAUGUGUUCCUGCCUCAGAAACAGACCAGGCUGUACGGAAUCACCACGGCAUACGCUCAGUGCCCCUCAGCCGAUGUGAGUAAGACCUUUAAACAGGUUAACAUUCAAGGCCUCAGGGCCAAACAGAUUACCAGGACGUGUACUCAGAGCAUGCGCUGA